Molecule: messenger RNA, 4280 nt
Organism: Pseudomassariella vexata
Lineage: Eukaryota; Fungi; Ascomycota; Sordariomycetes; Amphisphaeriales; Pseudomassariaceae
Exons: 2
Coding region: 73-3783 (1236 amino acids)
Biological process (GO): mitotic cell cycle
Source: RefSeq, a predicted model, not a curated record
GCCACACUUCACAGGUAUAACUCAAUCAAAACGGUAAGCAAUAUAAUUGACGACAACACCCGAACCGCCAAAAUGGAGGUUCAAAGCCCACCUAAACGUAUGACGCGAGCGAGGGCAGCUGCAAAGGCUACCAGUGGUGACGCGACUUCGAAACCCACGAAGGUCGUGACCGCCUCGGCGAAGGCCACUGCCACCACCACCCGCACAACUUCUUCCAUGAAGCGCAAGGCCAGACCCGACGACCUGGGCGACCAUGAGGAACCAACAUCCACCACAGACAUUAUGAACAAGCCGCCCGCCAGAACACGCGGCAGACCCAAGAAAGUUGUCGAGCCUCAACCCGAGCCCGAGCCCGAGCCAGAACAGGCUGCCCCGACAGAGGAGGCACCAGCUCCCGCUCCGAAGGCAACGCGAGGCCGACCCAAGAAGAUCGCCACGGAAGCUCCGAAGAUAGAACCAGGCAAGAAUACGCGAGCACGCGCUACCAGAAAGACACGGUCAGAGGAAGAGAAUGGAGAGCCCGUCAAGAAGACGACCCGAGGCCGGGCUGCUUCGAAUGCUGCAAAGGAUGGUGCCAUCUGCACCACAGUGAACACCAACCCCACACCAGGCUUGAAGUCGGCCGUGUCCCGACCAGCUUUCCGGACUGCUGCCGUCAAGAAGUCGGUCACCUUCCAGGAGCCGCAGAGGGAGAAUAAGGAGAACCUACUGCCCCCCGCCGCAGUGAAGGCCAAGACAAAGACUACAGACUCCACCACUACCACUGCAACUGCCACUGGCAUGCGAGCCAGGCCUAUACGAAAACCUGCUGCAGGUGGCAGAAUGACGCGGGCGAGCGCCAGAACAAGAACCACUUCAAACGACAAGAACGAGAAGCCAGCUCCACUCAGUCCCAAGAAAGACAGCCAGAACCGGCCCCUGUCUAGACAAAGCAGCUCAGAUGAUGAACUUGCCAUUGACGAGAAGACCCCUCUCAAGCCAUUGAUGAAGAGCCCCGUCAAGCCGCCCUCCAGUACCAGGAAACUUGAUCUUGGAGUUCCCGCCACACAGGAGCCUGUCGAGGAAGAGGUCGAGGAACCGUCUGAGCCCACGGGCGUGUCGGUGUUUGGCAGCCCGGCAAGACGGCCACCUUCUUCUCCUUGGAAGGAUGCUAUGAAGUCGCCGGCCAAGCGGGUCGACGCCAUUCCUUCGCUGAUCCUUUCGGCUCACAAACAGAGCACCGAGACUACGCAGUCUCCCUUCAAGACCUCAAUGCUUCAGUCGCCCGCAAAGCGACCUCAAGUCCCCAUUCAGGGUCUCCAGGCUCCAUCUCAUGAGCUAUCAGAUCAACGCCGAUCGCCGCUGAAGAUGUCGCUUCUGAAUUCGCCAGCAAAGCGACCAAUGUCGCCGCUGAAGCCCCUGGGAACUAUGAUUCGACCCGCAGAGGACCAGGUUGAGGAGCCGGAAAACGCAGGGAAACCCGAAUGUGAAGCUGGGGAGGAGCUACCUACUGAGGAGGCAGUCGAAACUGCAUCCGCUAUGGAGGAGGAGAUGCCCGAGAGGGCUGAGGCUGUUGUUGAAAAUGUUGUUAUGACUGAGGACUACGACGGAGAUGCCAUGACCGACGAUGUGAAUGAAGCACAAGUAUUACAACUCGAGUCUCCGAGUCAACUCGAAUUCCCUGGCCGCCUAUCUGCCGUUCUGGCCCGCAGCGCAGACCCUGCGCUCCGAGAAAAAACUUCGCCCGUCAAGGCCGCUACCGAUGCGGUCAGCAACGAAAGUCGUCCGGCUGAACCGGAAGCCUCUGUCGAGGAGUCGGCGGAAGAUCCUAUGGAUAUUGACGAGGAUCAGGAAGAAGAUGCUGGCGCGCGCAGUCCUGAGACGACGCCUCCCCGCUCCAUUAUUCGACCUAAGAACCCCUUCUUUGGCUUGCGUGAGAAGGAUCUCACAACGUCUAUCAAUUACGAUUCUGAAGACGAGCUCGCUUCUAGUGGCAAGGGUCUGUCUACGUUCCAGGAUGACAACACGCAGAGCUUCAACGCUGUGCCUGCAACUCCCACCCCGGCAAACUCGAAGACCCCCCGAAAUGAGCUGCCAUCAAGCGCCAUCAAGGCUGCUAGCCGCGCCAUCAGAUCGGUCUCACGAGGUUCCAAGCUUGGCUACACACCUCUUGCCAGACAACUGAAUGAAUGGAAGGCAGGCAGCCCUUCUAAGCUCGGCCACGAAUCGCCCCUUGGCAAUGCUCAAAUAACCGAGGAAGAUAUUUCUUUGGUUCAGGCAUCUCCCGCAAAAUAUACUUUCUUCGAUGACGAGAUGAAGGUCCGGGACGAUAUGGAAGCUGACGAGGCUGCUCUUGUGGCUGCCAUGGAGGCGGAUAUCGCUGCUAACUACGAUGAUCCGGAAUUCGAUGACAUUGCCUUGACUAACGAGGAUGUUCAGCUCGCUGCCGAGGCGAACGAGAUGUCACUCCUCGAGCCAGAGCAAAUCGAUGAGAUGCUUGACCUUCAGAACCACGACGGUUCGAUUUCGGAAGCCAGUCAGGAGUAUGGCGAUGAAAAUGCUAUUCCCAUUGACCCAACUCUGCUUACCCAAGCCUCCCGUUCCUCCAUGGCUGCAGUCCCUCCUGUCACGCCUAUACGCCAUUCUGCGCCGCGACCUUUCAACACCACCACCAAGGUCCCGCUGAAGCCUGCCGAUGAUUCCACCCCGCGAAUUAAGAAGCGCAGCGCUAGUGUCUCUAAGCCCCCCCCGAAUCGACCUACAGGUCCCAUUAGGAACGCGACUGUCAUUUCGUAUUCUCCGACGAAGGAGUUUUCCAACUUGGACAUUGAUCAGCAUGACGAGGCGGAGGAGAAUCAGAACCCCCCUGUUACUCCAUCCAAGUCGGACAUUUGGUCGUCAAUGGGCACUCCUGCUCGCACACCCCGUCGAGACCUCAACCCUGCCUUGCUCCGAGGUGCUGUCGUCUUCGUUGAUGUGCACACAAGUGAAGGUGCGGAUGCUAGCACUGUGUUUAUUGAGCUGCUUACACAGAUGGGUGCCCGCUGUGUCAAGAGUUGGCCGUGGAAUCCCAUCAGUGCCGCCAACACUGACUACUCAGCCUCAAAGAUCGGCAUCACCCAUGUUGUGUUCAAGGAUGGUGGCAAGCGGACUAUGGAGAAAGUUCGAGAGAGCGGAGGUGUCGUCCAAUGUGUCGGCGUUGGUUGGGUCUUAGACUGCGAGCGAGAAAAUGAGUGGCUCGAAGAAGCACCUUACUACAUCGACACCACAAUGGUGCCUCGUGGAGGUGCUCGUCGCCGUAAGAGCAUGGAGCCCAAGGCCCUUGCCAACCUCAACGGCACGCUAGUCACGCCCAUGAAGCAGACCGCUGGCCCGCCCCGCGAGUGUCAGACUGUUCCCAACAACCACGUCAGUCGACGAGAGAGCACUGCUUGGAUACGCACUCCCUCUGAUCGUGAUGAUGAUGAUGAGAAUAUGGACGCUGCUGGCGAGGAUGACUGGGACGCUGUUGGCGUACUUACUCCGGUGCCUAAGACACCUGCCCCGGAAUCCAUCCGCCAGUUCGCAAUGGAUGUCACUCCCGAGACCCCAGCUGCAACUUCCGUCGGCGACGACUCUUUUGAGCAGGAUCAGUUUCUGAUGCGCACCGCGCCACCUAAGCAGAGCAUUUACGCCGACCUUGGCGAGGGUUUAUUACGCCAGGACAAGGACCAAAACGUCGUCAUGAGACUCAUGGCUGCGCGACGCAAGAGCCUGCAAUUCGCGCCCAAAAUCGCGAGUCCUUUGAGCAAGGCAUGGAAUUAGAUCACCAUCACCACUUAGGAGUGAGUGUUUUGUGGUCAUCGUGAUGUUUUUGGAGUUUGUCUCCAGGAUUGAGGAGACCUUUGAUUGUUUGAUUAUACCAUAUAUACGCCCGAGUUUGGCUUGGCUGGAAGGGGGAGGAAUCGUUCACCUGAAAUUGGUGCCUCAUACAUAGGCUCGGUCUAGAAGGGCAUCGGCGUACCGGCACUUGUGUUUUUGUCACUCCUCACAGCAGGGAAGAUGGGCCUAGUUGGCAUUGGCGUUUGUGGACGACAGGAGUAGCAUUCUUUGUUUUAAUCUGCCUUCUUGUAUGGAUAUGGCUCGAGUUCUGGCUCAGGUUGACAGGUUCGUUUUCAUAGUGGACUCACAGCUCGCUUGGCUUGGGGGACUAGAAUUUGACUUGUUCAUCAUCACAUAUGGAUGUUUUGUUCUACACUGUGUGCGUUGUUGUGCAAUAAACAUUUGACAUAGUGUAGAGUCUCUAGACAGUUGAACUAAAG